Molecule: messenger RNA, 1257 nt
Organism: Penicillium odoratum
Lineage: Eukaryota; Fungi; Ascomycota; Eurotiomycetes; Eurotiales; Aspergillaceae
Exons: 4
Coding region: 1-1257 (418 amino acids)
Molecular function (GO): ATP hydrolysis activity; ABC-type transporter activity; ATP binding
Source: RefSeq, a predicted model, not a curated record
AUGUGCAAUCAAGCACAAGGUAUAUACGAGCCGACUGUCUGCCAGCCAGGCUACUACUGUCCAUCUGGCGGGAAAAGUCAGAUCCCAUGUCCCAAAGGACAUUUCUGCCCUUUGGGGACAGUGGAGCCUUUUCAGUGCUUUGGACUUUCCGCAUGCCCAGAAGGCAGCAUAAGGGAAAUUCCGACCGCUGGCCUGCUUUGUGCCUUUUCGUUCGAUGUCGUUGUUAUCACUUUGGUUGCUUGGCCAUUCGUAUCUGGCUGGAUAUUGAAACGAUUACGUGGGAAGACGAGUCUAUUGCCAGCGGUUCCCGGAGUACCAGUCUCAGAGAAAGAAGUUGAGUGCAGCGGAACGACCACACGCAAGAGCAUACAUUUAGACCCCGCUGAAAGCAGUUUGUACGUCAGUCAGUUCUUCGGCCGAGUUGGCUCUUAUGAUGCCAUUCGCGGUAUCGAUGUGGCAUUUCACAGUCUCAGCAUGCGUCCAACGAGCAACUCUAGUCAACAUACUGACUGGAAGGAUCAAAGCAACUACCGGAUCGGUCCUCGUCAAUGGUUACGCGAUCUACUGGCGCUCGUACCUCAAGAUGAUAUAAUGCUCCCUGAUAUGACAGUGGAGGAGAAUAUUCUAUACUCAUCACGAAUCCGACUCGGCCGGUCGCAGACGGACAAAGAAAUCCGGCAAUAUGUCGACAAUCUUAUAUCUAGUCUGCGGCUCAGCAAUGUACGCCAAAGACUUGUCGGCGAAGUGGGGAAGAGAGGUCUUUCAGGAGGCGAGCGGAAACGUGUCAAUAUCGCGCUGGAGCUGGCCGCUGCGCCCAGCAUCAUCGUCCUCGAUGAGCCCACAUCAGGUCUAGACGCGAAGACCGCUCUUUCGGUAAUCGAGCUCCUAAAGUCCUUGACGAGUCAUGGAGUCACUAUAGUUUGCGUGAUUCAUCAGCCCAGACCCGAGAUUUUCGCGUCUCUUGACGAUCUUCUGCUCUUAAACCGGGGACGACAGAUCUACUUUGGUGCGGCUGCGAGCGCAAGACAGUUCUUCCUGGAUUCGGGAUAUGAUUUCCCAGAGACCUCCAAUCCGGCCGAUACGAUGAUGGAUAUCAUGUCCUGUCAUGACAAUAUUGACCUUGUCCAUGUUCGCGAAACAAGCGCUGAACCACCACAAAGAGAUUUACGAUGUGCGGCUGGCCCGGCCGGCGUCAAAACCUUUGGCGAAGAGAGUAAGUGUCUCAUCGUGGCUCAUGUCUCAUCUACAGAAGUCUAA